Molecule: messenger RNA, 3948 nt
Organism: Oncorhynchus kisutch (coho salmon)
Lineage: Eukaryota; Metazoa; Chordata; Actinopteri; Salmoniformes; Salmonidae
Product: heterogeneous nuclear ribonucleoprotein R
Exons: 13
Coding region: 182-2041 (619 amino acids)
Molecular function (GO): RNA binding
Source: RefSeq, a predicted model, not a curated record
GCUGGCAGGGUCGGGUUGACCGCGAGAAAGGGGCGUGAACGAGCGCCAGAGCGGUCAUUCUCCGAUGUGCAAACCCAAAUAAACAAGAAUCACAAUUUCUCGGGACACUUUUGUUCACAUUUGGCAUUUCGUGACAAUUUUAACUUUUUUUUUUUAAAUACGGGGAUUUGUGGAGCGGAGAAUGGCAGCUGAAGUGAAUGGCAGUUCUGCUCCAGUUAAGGAGGAAGACGAACCAAUGGACAUAACUGUAACACACACAGAGAACUACCAGACACUCAUAGACGCAGGCCUUCCACAGAAAGUGGCGGAGAGCCUGGAUACGAUAUUUCAGACUGGACUGGUGGCUUACGCUGACCUGGAUGAGAGAGCCAUCGACGCCCUGAGGGAGUUCAAUGAGGAGGGAGCCCUGUCAGUGUUACAGCAGUUCAAGGAGAGUGACCUGUCACAUGUGCAGAACAAAAGUGCAUUUCUCUGUGGUGUGAUGAAGACAUACCGACAGCGAGAAAAGCAAGGAAGUAAAGUUCAAGAAUCCACAAAGGGUCCUGAUGAGACUAAGAUAAAGGCUCUUCUGGAAAGAACAGGUUACACUUUGGACGUCACCACAGGACAGAGGAAGUAUGGGGGGCCUCCACCUGACGAGGUGUACUCAGGGGCCCAACCUGGAAUCGGAACAGAGGUAUUUGUUGGCAAGAUCCCCAGAGACUUGUAUGAGGAUGAGCUGGUGCCUCUGUUUGAGAAAGCCGGGCCCAUUUGGGACCUGCGUCUAAUGAUGGACCCCCUCCUUUCGGGUCAGAACAGAGGAUAUGCCUUCAUCACCUUCUGCAAUAAAGAUGCUGCCCUAGAGGCCGUCAAGCUUUGUGAUAAUUAUGAAAUCCGGUCGGGCAAAUACCUGGGUGUCUGCAUCUCUGUCGCAAACAAUCGGCUGUUUGUUGGGUCAAUUCCAAAGAACAAGACAAGAGAAAGCAUAUUGGAAGAUUUCAGCAAAGUCACAGAGGGCCUUGUGGAGGUGAUACUCUACCACCAGCCAGAUGAUAAAAAGAAGAACCGUGGCUUCUGCUUCUUAGAAUACGAGGACCACAAAACUGCGGCCCAGGCCCGUCGCCGCCUCAUGAGUGGCAAGGUGAAGGUGUGGGGGAACCCUGUUACUGUUGAGUGGGCAGAUCCAGUAGACGAACCGGACCCAGAGAUUAUGGCAAAGGUAAAGGUGCUGUUUGUGAGGAAUCUGGCCACACCGGUCACAGAGGAGCUCCUAGAGAAAACAUUCUCCCAGUUUGGGAAGUUGGAGCGGGUCAAGAAGCUGAAAGACUAUGCCUUUGUGCACUUUGAGGACAGAGAUGCUGCCGUGAAGGCAAUGCAACAAAUGAAUGGCAAAGAAUUGGAAGGCGAGGAGAUAGAGAUUGUUCUGGCAAAGCCUCCGGACAGGAAGAGGAAAGAGCGGCAGGCCCAGAGACAGCCAACUAGGACCACAGGAUAUGAUGAUUACUACUAUUAUCCUGCUCCACGCAUGCCGCCUCCCAUGAGAGGCAGGGGCCGAGUUGGGAGAGGUGGCUAUGCCUACCCUCCAGACUACUACGGUUACGAGGACUACUACGAUGAUUACUACGGGGGUGGUUACGACUACCAUGACUACCGAGGUGGCUACGACGACCCUUACUACGGGGGAUACGAUGACGUCUACGUGCCGAGAGGAAGGGGGGGCAGGGUGAGUCGAGGUGCCCCCCCUCCCCCAAGAGGCCGAGGAGCACCACCCCCUCGUGGCAGAGGUGGCUACGUCCAAAGGGGGGCUCCUAUGGGUGUACCGAGGGGAAGCCGUGGGAGCCGGGGAGGUCCGCCCCAGCAGAGGGGCCGCGGCAUCAGAGGGGCCAGGGGAAACCGCGGGGACAACUUGGGUGGGAAGAGGAAGGCUGACGGUUACAACCAACCGGACUCCAAGCGCCGGCAGACCAACAACCAGAACUGGGGCUCCCAACCCAUUGCCCAGCAACCCCUGCAACAAGGUGGCGACUAUUCUGGUGAAGACGCGAGAACGGCAGCGGGUUGAGUGAGUGAGGAACACAUCUAUUCUCUGCUGUGUUCUUCCCCAAAGAAGGGGUGCGUGUCCGAGGUGGCCCCGACCCAGUCUUGUCACGAUGUGGACUUGCUAGGUGGGGCUCCCAGACAGAGGCAGCUGUAAGGACUACGGGGUAAGUUUAGGAUGUUUUCUUCCCAAACCAUUGUUCUCUUUCACUGUCUUUCUCUCCCUCUGAUUCAGGUCUCACCAAAUCCCUGUGGGGAUUAAGAUGUGGAAAGAAAACGUCAGUGUCUGGGUGAGUUUAGGUAGAGAGAAAAGUACUGUAUCUCUCAAUACACAGUUAGAGAAGUUAACUUUGGAGUUGGAAGAAAUGUUGAGUUACUUGGAGAAUGAAUACAGUAUACGAUACAGAAUACCAAAAAUAGUAAUUCUGUUCAUUUAGUUUACAGAAACUUACUCUAAACACUACUUUUAUCAAAUGUAAUGUGUCGUAAGGAUUAGCAAAAGUAGCUGCCUGUGGCAAUUACCUUUUAGAGGUGAAAACAAGAGCUCUGUCUCUAGUCUAAAGCACUACAGACCCCAUUAUAAAUGCUUUGGGGUCGAGCUUGAAGCUGUUAGAGCUUACUCCAAUUGCAUAUCAGCUCCCGGUGUUGGAGUUUUUUCUCCCUGGAAUUACAUGUAUUGCUCUAUGAUUCUCUGGAAUACAAUUUGUUGCUCUAUGAUUCUCUGGAAUUCAAUUUGUUGCUCUAUGAUUCUCUGGAAUUCAAUUCGUUGCUCUAUGAUUCUCUGUAAUACAAUUUGUUGCUCUAUGAUUCUCUGGAAUUCAAUUUGUUGCUCUAUGAUUCUCUGUAAUUCAAUUUGUUGCUCUAUGAUUCUCUGGAAUUCAAUUCGUUGCUCUGAUUCUCUGGAAUUCAAUUCGUUGUUCUAUGAUUCUCUGGAAUACAAUUUGUUGCUCUAUGAUUCUCUGGAAUACAAUUUGUUGCUCUAUGAUUCUCUGGAAUUCAAUUUGUUGCUCUAUGAAUCUCUGGAAUUCAAUUUGUUGCUCUAUGAUUCUCUGGAAUUCAAUUCGUUGCUCUGAUUCUCUGGAAUUCAAUUCGUUGUUCUAUGAUUCUCUGGAAUAUAAUUUGUUGCUCUAUGAUUCUCUGGAAUUCAAUUUGUUGCUCUAUGAUUCUCUGGAAUUCACUUCGUUGCUCUAUGAUUCUAUGAAAUUCAAUUCGUUGCUCUAUGAUUCUCUGGAAUUCAAUUCGUUGCUCUAUGAUUCUCUGGAAUUCAAUUUGUUGCUCUAUGAAUCUCUGGAAUUCAAUUUGUUGCUCUAUGAAUCUCUGGAAUUCACUUCGUUGCUCUAUGAUUCUAUGAAAUUCAAUUCGUUGCUCUAUGAUUCUCUGGAAUUCAAUUUGUUGCUCUAUGAUUCUCUGGAAUUCAAUUCGUUGCUCUAUGAAUCUCUGGAAUUCAAUUCGUUGCUCUAUGAAUCUCUGGAAUUCAAUUUGUUGCUCUAUGUUUUGUAAAAAAAAUCACGUCAAUGCCCAGUAGCUAAUUGAAUAUUUAUUAAUAUAACUUCACUUUUCCUCUUAUGGAGUUGAGAGAAAAAAAUCAGAAUUUUGCUGUCAUAGCAAAUUCAUAGCUCCAUUUAUAUCAUAGUAGCUAUAGACACUAAAAUGUUCAAAAGACCACCCAGUGGGCAAAACUUGGUUGAAAAGACGUCUUCUUCUGUUCACAAACUGGUUGAAAUGGACGUUGUUUUUUGUACAACUAUUUACCGACCAGAAUAUAUAUAUUUUUAAUGACCACCAUACGAGCAGUUGCCGAUAAUUAUUACCAUAAUUGUUAACUCUGACCACUAUAUUAUGUGGUCAGAUUAGUUAAGACCUCAUCAUAACCUGAUAAUGCCCACCUGUGCAAAAAAGUAUUGCAGAGGAUAAAGUUGGAAAUUGAAUACA